Messenger RNA from Girardinichthys multiradiatus, 2540 nucleotides. RefSeq names its product angiopoietin 2b (gene angpt2b). Gene Ontology annotation, molecular function: receptor tyrosine kinase binding. Gene Ontology annotation, biological process: Tie signaling pathway. Lineage: Eukaryota; Metazoa; Chordata; Actinopteri; Cyprinodontiformes; Goodeidae. Bases 576 to 2093 code for a protein of 505 amino acids. The transcript is spliced from 9 exons. The record is from RefSeq and is a predicted model, not a curated record.
UGUGUGUGUGUGGUUUUAUGCAUGUAGGGACACACGCCUCUCUCUCCUUUCCUCUAAAGGGCUUUACCACUACAGCCAACAUCCUAAAACAGGCCACUCACCACAGUACCUCUGAUCUUUCGUCUCCCCAAGACCAGCGCCUGGACUCCAGUGGCUUCAAAGGACUUUUCUGAGGCCAGAAAUAUUUUGGAAGAGUGAUACAUGUUCGGAGCCUGCUCUUGGCUUUCUGGCCAGAGCUACAUGUGCUGGCUAAGCAUUGGAGUUAAUAUACGGAGUAAUCCUCAGUUUCCGGUGUGUGUAUGUUUUUUGUCUUCCUUCACACAAAACAGAAGGAGGAUAAACUUACCCCAAGAAAACUCUGGACACAAAAGGAAACAAGAGAACUGGCCAGAUAAGGAGAAGGAAAAGUUAUAAAACAGAAGCUGAAGCAACAGAAGAAAGAUUCUACAAGAGCGUAGAAGGAAAUUUCACAAAAGAACACAAGACAGAAAGGAAACCUAACUCAGCCACCUGACCAGGUGGUGAAACCUCAUUUUCCCUCUCCCUGCUUCCCUUUUCCCUUCUUUUACCACGACAUGGGCCACCUCCUGUCCCUGACUCUCGUCUACUUGGCCUACCUGCUGACCACAGGGAUCGCCUCCCAACGUCAGCAGCACCGUGUGCAGCACGGCUCCUGCACCUACACCUUCAUCCUCCCUGAGGUGGAGCAUUGCCAACCAUUAAAGGACUUCCAGGUAACAAAUACCCUGCAGAGAGACUCACCACCUGACGCUGAGCCUGACAAAAGCCAUUCCAAGGACGAUUUAUCUCAAGAGGAAAGGCCUUCCUGGCAGCAGCAGAAACUGGAGACUCUGGAAAGUGCCAUGGAGAAUAACACUCAGUGGCUGCAGAAGCUGGAAAACUUCAUCCAGGAGAAUGUACGCUCUGGUGUGGAGGAAAUAAAGAGAUCAACAGUACACACCCAGACAGCCGCCAUGCUGCAGAUGGGAACCAACCUCCUCAGCCAAUCAGCAGAGCAGACUCGCAAACUGACAGAUGUUGAGACCCAGGUGUUAAAUCAGACAAGCCGCCUGGAGAUCCAGCUCCUUGAAUAUUCGCUCUUUACGAACCGCCUGGAGAAACACAUUCUCCUACAGACUCAAGAAAUCUCACGCCUCAGUGAUAAAAACAGCUUUCUAGAACAAAGGCUUUUAGCACUGGAGGCACGCUAUGGGAAGGAGCUGCAGGACUUGCAGGGUGAAAAGCAACAGCUUCAAGAUGUUUUGGAAAGGCAGAGUCACCUGGUCAGUCAGCUCGAGGGUGAACUUGGAAGCUCAAUGCUCAACAGUACUGCACUGCAGAGACAGCAGGAAAGGAUGACAAACACCGUUGAGCAGCUGCUGACAAAAGUCAGUCAAUGCAAUGAAAUCUCCAAUAUGCCCAAGAUGGAAAGACGUACUUUCAGGGACUGUGCAGAGAUUCUGAGGUCAGGAGUGAAGGAGAGCGGAUUAUACAACAUACACCUGCACAACUCCACCCAGGAUGUAAAGGUUUAUUGUGACAUGAAGACCAGAGGUGGGGGAUGGACGGUGCUGCAGCAUCGGAUCAAUGGCUCCAUCGACUUCCAUCGCAGCUGGAACGACUACAAAACGGGCUUUGGAGUGCCAUCAGGGGAACACUGGCUGGGAAACGAUAUCAUUCACAAGCUGACCAGUUCGCAGGAAUACAGUCUGCACAUCCAGCUCCGAGACAGAGAGGGGAACGAAGCCUUUUCACAGUAUGAUCACUUCUACAUAGAUGAUGAAGACAACAACUACAGCCUUCACAUCAAGGGAUUCGGUGGCACUGCCGGCAAAACCAGCAGCCUCACCCACACUGGGAGCCAGUUUAGUACCAAGGACAGAGACAACGACCGCUGUACUUGCAAGUGCGCACAGCUCGCCUCGGGAGGAUGGUGGUUUGACGCUUGUGGCCCAUCCAACCUGAAUGGCAUAUAUUACCCUGUUUCAUCCAAUGUAGUCCGCUUUAACGGCAUUAAGUGGUACUACUGGAAGGGUCCAAAUCUGAUGGCUACCAUGACAACUAUGAUGGUGCGUCCUGCUAACUUCAGAUGAAAUGGCUUCUGCUCGAUGGAUCCUUCGGAAAUUAACAUUGCAGAUAAAUCUAACAACCGAUGAACAUGAAUAUGUAAUUUGAAGCAAGAAGGCCUCCAAUAUUGACCACCAUCCAGUUUGUCCAUACCCUGAAAAAGAACUCACAUGAGCAUUUCUGAAAGGUUCAUCCUUCUGUCAGCACAUUGGACUUUAUGGUAACAAGAUGAUAACUGAAAGACCUUCAAUCACAAUACUUCUGUUGUUUCAAACAUGUCAUGUUUAACUUUUAUUCUCACAAAUAAGUGUGAUAGAUUUAUGAAGUAAAACAACACAUUAGCAACUUAAAAGCAACUUCUUAAGGUGGAGGAAACAUGGUUGGUUUUGACAUUCAAACAACUUCGUUUGGUGUAAAACAUAGUGUAAAAGUUGUGAAAGACUGCACAAAUAAAAAAAGAUACAUUUGUCUAA